Messenger RNA from Arvicola amphibius (Eurasian water vole), 2416 nucleotides. RefSeq names its product A-kinase anchoring protein 8 (gene Akap8). NCBI's taxonomy places the organism in Eukaryota, Metazoa, Chordata, Mammalia, Rodentia, Cricetidae. The coding region runs from base 86 to 2149 and encodes 687 amino acids. The transcript has 14 exons. Gene Ontology annotation, molecular function: DNA binding; protein kinase A regulatory subunit binding. Gene Ontology annotation, cellular component: nucleus; nuclear matrix. The record is from RefSeq and is a predicted model, not a curated record.
CGUUUUCAGUAGCAGACGGCACGUUGAACGCAUGCGUUCCAAGGGACGCUAAGAAAAGGGUCUGCUGGCGGAUCGCGUCGGAGACAUGGAGCAAGGCUACGGAGGCUAUGGGGCAUGGAGUGCUGGACCUGCCAACACCCAGGGUACAUACGGAAGCAGUGUGGCCAGCUGGCAAGGUUAUGACAACUACAGCUACUACAACGCCCAGAACACCAGUGUCCCUGCCGGAGCGCCUUACAGUUAUGGCCCAGCCUCAUGGGAGGCCACCAAGGCCAGUGAUGGUGGCCUGGCAGCUGGGAGCUCUGCCAUGCAUAUGGCCUCUUUUGCACCAGAGCCGUGCACUGACAAUUCUGACUCACUCAUUGCCAAGAUCAACCAGCGUUUGGACAUGUUGUCCAAGGAAGGAGGCAGGGGUGGGACCAGCAGCGGUGGGGAGGGCAUACAGGACCGAGACAGCUCUUUCCGCUUCCAGCCAUUUGAGCCCUAUGACUCCAGGCCCUGUUUGCCUGAGCAGAAUCCCUAUCGCCCCAGCUACAGCUAUGAUUAUGACUUUGACUUGGGCGCUGACCGCAAUGGUAGCUUUGGUGGGACAUUCAAUGACUGUCGGGACCCAACACCAGAACGGGGCUCCCUUGAUGGCUUCAUGAGGGGCCGGGGCCAGGGCCAGACCCGAUUUCAAGACCGGAGCAACUCCAGCACCUUCAUACGCAGUGAUCCCUUCAUGCCACCCUCGUCGUCCUCGGAGCCACUGCCUGCUGCAUGGAAUGAACUGAACUACAUGGGUGGGCGUGGUCUGGCUGGGCCCUCCACCAGCAGGCCACCUCCUUCCCUCUUCUCCCAGUCCAUGACCCCUGACUACAGCAUGAUGGGCAUGCAGGGGGUGGGCGGUUUUGGUAGCACCAUGCCUUAUGGAUGUGGCCGGUCCCACACUCGGAUACGAGAUUGGCCCAGAAGGAGAGGGUUUGAGCGCUUUGGACCGGACAGCAUGGGCAGGAAGCGGAAGCAGUUUCCAUUGUAUGAAGAGCCUGAUGCCAAACUGGCCCGAGCUGACAGCGAAGGAGAUUUAUCUGAAAACGAUGAUGGAGCUGGUGACCUACGGUCAGGAGAUGAAGAAUUCAGGGGGGAGGACGAAUUCUGUGACUCCAGGAAACAAAGAGGAGAAAAGGAGGAUGAAGACGAGGAUGUGAAGAAAAGACGGGAGAAGCAAAGGAGGAGAGAUAGGAUGCGGGACCGAGCAGCUGACAGGAUUCAGUUUGCCUGUUCUGUAUGCAAGUUUCGUAGCUUUGAGGAUGAAGAAAUCCAAAAGCAUCUGCAAAGCAAAUUUCACAAAGAGACAUUGCGGUUUAUAAGUACCAAAUUGCCCGACAAGACAGUGGAGUUCCUCCAGGAGUACAUCAUAAACAGGAAUAAGAAAAUUGAGAAGCGGCGCCAGGAAUUGUUGGAGAAGGAAAGCCCUAAACCCAAACCAGAUCCAUUCAAAGGGAUUGGCCAGGAGCAUUUCUUCAAGAAGAUUGAAGCCGCACACUGCAUGGCCUGUGACAUGCUGAUUCCUGCACAGCAUCAGCUCCUCCAGCGGCAUCUGCACUCUGUGGACCAUAACCAUAACCGGAGGUUGGCUGCUGAGCAGUUCAAGAAAACAAGUCUCCAUGUGGCUAAGAGUGUUUUGAACAACAAACAUAUAGUGAAGAUGCUGGAAAAAUACCUCAAGGGUGAGGAUCCUUUUGCCAAUGAAACAGUCGAUCUUGAGACAGAAGGAGAUGACAAUGUUGGAGGGAAGGAAGAGACUCCAGAGGAAGUAGCUGCAGAAGUCUUAGCAGAGGUGAUUACAGCAGCGGUGAGAGCUGUAGAGGGGGAAGGAGAGCCAGCUGCAGAGCGUAAUGAAGUUCUAGCUGAAGAGGAAGGCCCUGUGGACACAGCAGAGACCAGAAGUGACCCCCACACUGAAAAGUCGCUAGAAGAGCAGACCUGUGAAACAGCAUCUGAAAAUAGGAACACUGAAGACAAGGCUAGAAGCGAGGCCACUGAGGCCAGAAAUGAAGCAUUCAUAGCAGCAGCAGAGAGCACCAUACCUGUUACAGCUAUCCCAGGAAUCAUGGACGAUGAAAUGGGGCACACUGAUGCAGACUCUAAAGAUACCCCCACGGAAUGACCUCUCUCUCCCUGUUCAAAGGGAUGUAUUUUAUUCUCUCUUUGAUUUUUAAGCAGUACUAGGGUAUGUGUUACUUGGUGGAAAGACUCAGCCAUUUCCUUCCCAAUGUACCUCAAGGGCUGAUGCUGUACAGUGGAUGGCUUCCCACCUCUGUUAGAAUACGAAAAGAGGUAAACAUUUUCCCAAGUGGCCUUUGGCUGUCUGCACUGCAGUUAGACUAAUAAAGUAGAUCUUCCUGAUGCUUGGUAAAUACAGCAACUGACAGAA